AGCCGCCAGUUGAGACCGUUUGGAAUCUGCCACCGAGAGAAACGUUACGUUGAUUCUGACGUUACAAACGUGAUAUUUAAUGGUUAUUACUAUUUAAUAGUUAUAGUAUGUUAUCACUGUAUGUUGCUUGACGAGGAAUUACGUGUUAUAAAGUAAUUUAUUCAUCAAACACUCCACCAACGAAGUCCGUUUAAUGACUAACGGCUGUUUGUUUUUUUACGUGAGCUAAUGGUUGACGUUGGAUAACGACGCUAGAUACCUUAAGUUGUGAUAAAAACUUGUCUCACUAAAACCAGUUGACUAGUUCUCUAAACGACACUUAUUACUUAAUUAAAUUAACCUGAAAAAACCAUAAAUUAUAUGUAAAAGUUUCUACUUACGUUAUGUUCGUGUAGAGAUGCGCGGCGACGUCUUUAGGUCGGAGGUUACCGGGGCUUUAAAAUCUAACGGGGUUUCCUGCGCGGGAAGCAGGGGUUACGAAAGAACGUCACGGACAACCGCCAAACAGAGGCUGGAAAUGACGUAGCAGUUACAUAGUUAUGUGGAGCCACGACUCUGUGGACGACAUGCUGGACACUGAGAACAAACGCCUGGCUGAGAACCUGGCCACCAAGGUCUCCAGAUUGAAGUCGCUGGCGUACGACAUCGACAGAGAGGCUGACGACCAGAACGAGUAUCUGGACGGCAUGGACUCUAACUUCCUGAGUGCGACGGGCCUGCUGAGCGGCAGCGUGAAGCGCUUCUCCACCAUGGUGCGAUCCGGCAGAGACAACCGCCGCAUCCUGUGCUACGUGUCCGUGGGCCUGGUGCUGGUCUUCUUCCUGCUCUACUACGUGAUCUCCAGGAUCCAACGCUGACGGCGGAGAUACAAAACAAUCGGGGGGGGGGCGAGGUGUUGUGUUGUCAUACCAAAGAUGUUUAUUCAAAAAAACUAUAAAAAAAACAUGCCUGGAUGACUUUUGCUCACAUCCGCCGCAGCCAGGAUGUCCUUAUAUGGGCAGAGAGGAGGUGGAGCCUGAACACACCGCGGGUGGGAGAAGAACCAACCACAGCUGAUAGCCUCAGGCCCACGCGACGCAGUCGGGGGAAGCGUUGUUCUGAAAGUUGAAUCUAGUUUAAAGUUUAAAGUGACAAAAUUAUUCAGAGAGAAAUAUUCCAGACUGAAAAACUAAAUGCACAGAGUAUGAAGUGAAGGAAGGACGCAAACAUUAAACACGGAAACUACAUGAUUAUAUGUAUAAAACAAAUGUAAUGGAGUGUUAUGUUGGGUUUGAUGAGCAGUUUUUGUUCAGUGAGUGUUUCCUUCUAGUAAUUAAUAUGAAAUGUUGGUACCCGCUCUGUUAUCUAUAUCUUUUUUAUAUAUAUAUAUCUAUAAAUGUGUGUAUAUAUCAAUAUGUGAGUGUGUGUAUAUAUAUUUAUAUAUACGCACACACAGAGAGGGAUAAAAGAUAUUUCCUUUCUCCAUGUGUUUACAUUCCAGAUGCUAAGCUGCUGAAUGUUUAUUAUUGUUAUUAAUACACGUGACAUACAUAUAGUUAUUUAGGGUCUGGGCAAUAUGUAAAUUAAACUAACAACAAUGUAUGAUAAAAGUCUUCAAUAAAAAUUUGUAUAUUUUAAAUAUCAGAAUUGCAUGACUCUUGGAGAAGAUUAUCCUAUUCAUGGCUGAUUACAUUUACGGUUUCUUUGUGUAAAUAUGUGAGUAAUAAAUGAGUAAAAAUACUACAAUCCUAUUAAUUAUAGAUCAUGUCACAGUUGUAAUUAAUCACAAAAUACCAGAGAAAAUACUAAGUCCUCAGCGCUAGUUAUGAUUUAGAAAUAACAUUUCAUAAAACAAGGUGUAUAUUUUAAAAGGGUCUGAAUACUUAUGACUGGGAUAUUUCAGGUUUUCUUUUUUAAUAAAUUUGCAAACAUUU
This is a messenger RNA of Pseudoliparis swirei, 1913 nucleotides long. RefSeq names its product Bet1 golgi vesicular membrane trafficking protein-like (gene bet1l). NCBI's taxonomy places the organism in Eukaryota, Metazoa, Chordata, Actinopteri, Perciformes, Liparidae. The record is from RefSeq and is a predicted model, not a curated record. Gene Ontology annotation, cellular component: Golgi trans cisterna; SNARE complex. The transcript is spliced from 4 exons. The coding region runs from base 540 to 857 and encodes 105 amino acids. Gene Ontology annotation, molecular function: SNAP receptor activity. Gene Ontology annotation, biological process: regulation of retrograde vesicle-mediated transport, Golgi to ER; retrograde transport, endosome to Golgi.